ACGGAAUCGGAAGUGACGUUUUAAUGCUGGUAGAUUCAGCUCCUCUUGUCGUUCUGGAUUAGAUCGCCCCGGUGCAGAGCCGUGGUAUCAGAAGUGUUGGGCUAUGAUGAGUUCUCCGGAGGGCCUCCGCGGGACCAAGCGACCUGUCUCACCGAGCCACGAGGGCCCCACCCAGUGGGGGGCCGUGGACCUCGGCAGCGAUGAGAGGAAGCAGAAGUUUCUGCGGUUGAUGGGAGCGAGCAAGAAGGAGCCCACAGGACGCCUGGUCAUCGGGGACCACAAGUCCACAUCCCACUUCCGCAGCGGGACGGAGGACCAGAAGAUCCGAGGGGAGCUGGAGGAGCAGUACCACCAGGGGAUGGACGGGAAGCUGUCUGGACGCAACCGCAGGCACUGUGGGCUGGGCUUCAGCGAGGCGGAGUCUUUCCCGUCCGAAGCGGCAGAGAACCAGACCAAAGCAGACGAGCCCAGAACACCUGCAGGGGGCAACGUAGAGGGGCCAGCGGGGCCCCCCACAGGGGGCACCGUGGAGGGGCCAGCAGGGCCCCCCGCAGGGGGCGCCGUAGAGGGGCCAGCAGGGCCCCCGGGGACCGCCUCACUCCCUGAGCCAGAGAGCCCCCCCUCAGAGCCACCACAGUCCGAAGACGAGGACGACGAGGACGACGAGGACGAGGAUGACAAGAAGAGUCGGAGCUACAAAAUGGCCUUUGUCAAGUCCACAUAGGACCGGGCUCCCUGGCCCAGGAGGCUUCUGAACAUUGGUGUAUUGUUGUUUUCUUAUUGAGUAGCAUCUUAUUUGACGGGUUACUCGUUUCAAAGCCUUCAGCCUGUAAAGCAGCCGGUUCUGAGGAAACGUCAACCUGUCGUUAACGUCGGACACUCUUCUCCACUGCUCAGUGUGUCACCGUGUCAGAAUUGAACUGCCAACUUUUAGAUUAUUUCAAUGUUUUUUUUGUAUGGGUGGCAUGUGUAAUGGGCACUAAGCAUUAGAUACACUUGAAUAUGUCUAGAAACUGGAGAGAGGUCAAUAAACGGCGGUAGCAGCAAUCUGCUGUUAUCAGAUAAGGUGUG
Molecule: messenger RNA, 1071 nt
Organism: Gadus macrocephalus (Pacific cod)
Lineage: Eukaryota; Metazoa; Chordata; Actinopteri; Gadiformes; Gadidae
Gene: c9h11orf58
Product: chromosome 9 C11orf58 homolog
Exons: 5
Coding region: 104-724 (206 amino acids)
Source: RefSeq, a predicted model, not a curated record